AUGAGCAGCGUCUUUGACCCGGCCAACCUCAUCCUCCCUCCUUUUGGGAUUCUCCGACACCGAAACAUGCUAUCCUCCUCACUGCGCCGGGCAGCGUGGGCGCCAAUUGCUCCGGCAUCUGGCCUUUCUCGCUCGUCCAGCCAGGGCCUUGCUGCAUCCUCCGCAGGCAUCGUCCGCACCACGCAAGCACGUCAACGCCGCUAUUCCUCGUCAUCCUCCAAGCCUAGCGAUGGCUCGAGAAAGAUCGACGCCUCCUCUCAAACGCCCGCGAAAGAAGUAAACUCUGGAGAGAAGCGUGAGGGCAAGUCUUCGCGCCGACGGGGGAAAGAUGGUAGUGGCCGCAAUGGCCGGCCGACAGCUUUUUCGAGGCCACUUCCUCCCCUCCCCAGCGUUCCUUCAACGCAACAUCUGCAACCGCAUGACGUCCAUAUCGCAUCCUUCUUCUCCAUUCACCGCCCAAUCUCCGUCUCUACAACCGUCCCUCCGCCUUCGAGUUCAGAAGCAUUUGACUCUAUAUUCGCUCCUAGGCAGCGCACGAAGGGCGAGGCGGAUGAUGUGAUCUUCACUCUCUCCUCCGCCGUCAACUCUAUGGAGAAUGCCACGCACCGCCUCGUCGAAAACGACGGCCACAUGGGCGCCUACGAGGUUGACGGAGCUCAGUUCGACGGGUUAGAUAUGACCGAAUUGAAAAUGUCCGUGGAGGAAAUGACUCGACGCCUUCGUCCCUUCAACCCUCCACCUCCUCCCGUACCUUUCGACGAGUCCAAGGAGGCCGCGCUUGCGGAGGCGGAAGACGUACAUAACUCCCAGAGCUACUCGACCGUUUUGACCAUUCAGGAGUCCACUCACUCCGACGGAAGCAAGACAUACGAGGCUCACACGACGCCGUUUGUCCAGGCUCGGUCCAUGGAAGCCCCCGCUGCUGACGGCGCCGAAGUCAUCAUCGACCACCCCUACAAUUCGGAGAACAACUACAUCGAACGUUCACGAAACAUUGGAACCAUGCAGGCGCUUAGCACAAAAAGACGCCGCCGAUUGAAGAUGAAGAAGCACAAGUUCAAGAAGUUGCUCCGCAGGACAAGAACGCUGAGACGCAAGCUUGACAAGGCCUAA
Aspergillus calidoustus is the source of this 1113-nucleotide messenger RNA. The record is from the annotation of a GenBank genome assembly. Lineage: Eukaryota; Fungi; Ascomycota; Eurotiomycetes; Eurotiales; Aspergillaceae.